CGCGCAUAUGGAACGCAAACAAAAAAGGAAGUGAUCUCAACAUGGUUUUAAUUUCCUGUUGUUAAAUAUUCGCACUGUAGUUUUAUCGCCAAAAACGUAUACGGCAAUUUAUAGUUUUUACUUAAAGGACGUAGUUACCCAUUUGCUACUCUGCUUGCUGAAGAUAGCAAGCUCGUUUUCUGUCAUGUUUUGGAGCUUUUAUCCACACUUCUGGGCGGCUCAAUUUUUAAACGAGCUAUACUAGCAAGCGGGGAGCAUGGACAGCUCCGUGACCCUGUGGCAGUUCCUUCUCCAGCUCCUAUUGGACCCCACCAAUGAUCAGCUGAUCUGCUGGACCAAUGAGGAGGGCGAGUUCAAGCUGCUGCAGGCGGAGGAGGUAGCCAAGCUGUGGGGCACCAGGAAGAACAAACCCAGCAUGAACUAUGACAAGCUCAGCAGAGCCCUGAGAUACUACUACGACAAGAACAUAAUUAAGAAGGUGAACGGGCAGAAGUUUGUGUACCGUUUCGUCUCCUACCCAGACAUCCUGAAAGGGGAUGCCUCUGCUCGGCUGGAGGGGGAGGGGGGUGCAGGGGGUAGCCUGCCGCUGUCCGAGAGGGGGGACAACACCUCCCAAGAUGGUGAAUGUGGGGACAGGGGUGAAGGUAUGACAGCAACACAGGGGUCCAGUACUAAGCCGUCCAGCCGUAAUGACUACAUCCACUCUGGCCUGUACACCUCCUUCACCCUCACGUCGCUGCAAAAUGGACGCCAGCUCUUCAAGUCCAUCAAGAUGGAGAACCCUGCAGACAAGAUGGCCGACAGGAAGUCCAAUACCCAGGCUCAAGACCCGCCCUCCCAGCAGCCAAUGCUGUCGCCGUCAGUUAUCAAGUUUGGGACCACCCCUCCCAAGAGAAGCCCUCCCCCUCCUCUGGUUACCAUAGAAACACCUAAUCCGCCAUUGUGCUCUCUCCAAGUCCCGCCUCCCAUGGGUGAUGUCGUGAUGACACACUCCGUCCUCCUGCCUCAGGCUGUGUGUGCGUUUGAGCAAGCCAAGCCCAUGGAAUCCUCGAGUCCUAGAAUCCUGAAUAGUUUCAGCCUAUCAGAGUUGCCCUCUCGGAGCCCCUCCCCCACUAUGGUGCCUGAUUCCACCCAGGAGCUUGUGAUUGACAGCGACAUCGAGUCCAUCUCCUCCCAGCCCACAGAGACGCAGAUACAGGGGGUGCAGAGUUCUGGCCAAGUGUCAGGUGGUGAGGCGUGUGUAGAGAACAGGGACAAGGGAGGGAAUAGGGAGAUGAGUUUGUCUCCGUUGUGUGUAAGUGCCCAUAUCACAGGGGGCAAGGCCCGCAAGCCUCCUAAAGUCCUGGAGCUGUCCACUCCUACACUGGUGGUCACCACCUCUGACCUCUCACCUAUGAACCUCUACAGCCCCUCCCUACCUACCGCCUCUCUCACACCAGCACUGCUACAGACACCCACUCUGUUGCUGACCCCCAGUCCCCUUCUAUCUAACAUCCACUUCUGGAGCACGCUCAGCCCGGUGGCUCCCCUCAGCCCUGCCACCCGGCGCCAGCAGGGAGCACACACCCUGUUCCAGUUCCCCUCGGUGCUCACCCCUCAUUUCCAUAUACCCACACACAGCCUGGAUGGGACCAACACCCCCGGACCCCUCACCCCAGACCCUCAUAAGACAUAAGAGACCUUACCCUUGGAACCUGUGGAGCCCCCAGACACUCAGAUGCCCUACUUCUGCUCCCCCCGCACCCCCCAAACAGACACAAUACAUGGGGGGGGGGGACAACUCCCCUAAAGAGGGCUUAGCCAGACUUUUUAGAAUUGCCAUGGUAACGGGUGCUGCAAAGUUCACGGAUUGGAUGCUGAGCAGUCAUAAAAUGAGCAUCUCUACCUGGAACAGCCAAUUGUGUCUCCACUCUGAGACCAAUGGGAUUACAGAUUUUUUUUUAAAUUUAAUAUGUGAACCUUCAUCUUAUUUCCUUGUUCUAUUCUGUUUGAUGCUGUGUUGUCAAUUCCAACUAAGUUUUUAGAUGUUUUUAUGGAUCAUUUUCCUGUUAUUUGUUGUAUGUUUUAAACCAGGGGUCUCCAACAGGUCGAUCACUAGCUACCAGUAGCUCGCAGACCACAUAUGAGUAGCUCGCCAAACAAUUCUGAAAGUACAUGCAUUGACAUUAUCCCACCCCUGGUUAGCCACUAUUGGCUUAAAAAGCCAAACCCAACACAAUAUCUGCCAAUUAAUUUCCAGCAAUAUUGCUCCUUUUCUGUCUGUGUGGUACGGGCGUUUGUCUAUUACUCCGUGUGUAGCCAGUAGUGAUGGGUCCUCAGUGCAGGAACAAUAUAAUGAGGAGAGAGCGUCAUUAAGUCUUACUUUUUUGGGGGGGCAGGGCAUCUAAUAAUAUAGUCAAAAAAAAUAAAUGGAACUCACAUUUCACAAUCUGAUAAGCAACGUUUUAGGAUUUAAAUGAUGGUUUUAGGUCAAUUUCUAAGCAUUACUGAGCGAAGAGUCGUUUGGGAGCUAAAUUAACGGCUAUUUCAGGUGAACGGCGCCAAAUGAUCCGGCUCACAGAAAAGACUCGGAAUGUCCAUCACUAGUAGGCAGUUGAUGUGAUAACCGUCUUGUGGGUUGACAGAAAUACUUUCCCCAAAACCUUCUCAGUUAAAUGUUAACUGCAAAAUAGGCUUAUCUGGCAGAAGUAUAUCAUGAGUAAGUAUAGCAUUUGUAUCUAUUAUUUGUUAUUUGCAAAGGUUGCUAUGAAAUGAGCAGCAGCACUACAGAACCCUCGCUAGACUGGCACAUUAGCCGGCACACUAGAUGCGCAAUUAAAGGGCCAGAUGCGCAAUUAAAAAAGGGGAAUUACACUCAAAUCUAAAUUCUUCCAGACCUAAAACAAAUUGUCUUCUGCUGUGAUUUAAGCGUUGCAUGGAUUCAGAACAUCCUAUUUCGUUGUUUCUCUAUGAACAAGUGUAAUUUUGAGUGACAAACAAAAUAAUCUAAAACCAGGAAAAAUGUAACUGAGAAAACUGAAUUUGGGAAAAUAUGAAACCGAAUUUGGGGAAAAUGUUUUGGUUUUAUAGGGGCCCUAGAGUUUUUUAUUUAACAUUAUUUUACCAGGUAUAUUGACAGAAAACAGUACUCUUGUACACUAAAGAUCUGCAGAAGAGUUGCAGGAAAAAAAUGAUUAGCUCUCAUGCAACAAAAUAAAGUUGGAGACCCCCUCAGAUGGGAAAUGCUUCAACUGACCUCUCCGCUUGCCAACACCAACUCUACCCUUACCAUAACCCUCAUCUGAAAGUUUACCCUCACGUAAACUGACAGAGAAAAUGACAGAGAAAAUAGUGAUCUGAACUUCAUGCUAGUAUAUAUGAAGCAGUGUGAGGUCUGUCAGAAACAUGUCCCUGCUCUCUGAAGUGUGUAACUGUUUCCAUAAUAGAUUAAUUCCUUACUGUAAUACCCUCAGACCAGUAGGGAGGCCACAUCAGAACAGAACCAAACCACCUCACACCCACCAUUUAUACUAGAGACAAACAGGCAUAUGUGACCUAUGGGUUUGUAAUGCUUGAAUUUGUGUGAAAAAGCCCCUAUCCCUCUGUGGGUCAAUUUAUGAGAAGCCAUAACCCUUACCUUUACCCCAACCUUAAACCUAGCCUUAACCAUAUUCCAAACCCUAACCUACAAACUAAAUCUAAACAAACCUGUGGCCUCAGGUAGGACAAUGGACCGAUUUAUUAUCACCUCCUUUGACAAAUAGCCACUAACCUUGUGGAGAUUGAGCAAAUAAGGAUCCUCACCCUAAACUAACCCUAAGGCUGUGCACUUCUGUUGAUGUAAAGCCAUAAGGAAAACAUUAAAUGUGUGAAGGAAAAUCA
Molecule: messenger RNA, 3861 nt
Organism: Coregonus clupeaformis (lake whitefish)
Lineage: Eukaryota; Metazoa; Chordata; Actinopteri; Salmoniformes; Salmonidae
Product: ETS domain-containing protein Elk-4
Exons: 6
Coding region: 257-1675 (472 amino acids)
Biological process (GO): cell differentiation; regulation of transcription by RNA polymerase II
Cellular component (GO): nucleus
Molecular function (GO): DNA-binding transcription factor activity, RNA polymerase II-specific; sequence-specific DNA binding
Source: RefSeq, a predicted model, not a curated record